AUGAGUUGGCAAGGUGAGCCCUGACCGUCCGCUUGUGGACGAAUGAAAGAAAAGCGGGGUGAACAAAUCCCUGUUACGCUUUUGCUGAUUCUUAUCUCGAAACACCGUAGCCUAUGUUGACUCGACGUAAGCAGCACCACGAGAGAGCUUUCGCGUGCAUCUUCUAUUUUGUCUGCUAACUCUCCUAUAGCCUCUUGGGCUCUAAGAACGUUAAUGCAGCCGCCAUAUUCAGUGCUACGGGAGACAGUGUGUGGGCUACUUCUGCUGGUUUUACGGUCAGUAACCUCCCCUACUAUGGACCAGGUGGUAUAGGCAUUGCAUUUCCCCGCUUCAGCAAUUCCGGAUACCUCAUCCGAGGCCACGGAUGUCUUUAGCUUCUGUUGUCCAUAUUGGGUUCGAUUAACUGAUGCCUUCUGUUUCUUUCAACUAGGUUAAGCCGGAAGAGAUCAAGACAAUCGCUACAGCAUUUGGGGAUGGCACCAAGGUGCCUGAGCUCCCCACAGGAUUUCACAUUGGCGGCGUCAAGUACAUUACCAUCAAGUGUGAAUUGGGAAAAAUCUACGGAAAACAGGUGAGCCCCGCCGACGGAGCAUUCUUCAGCAAAUAAGGUCGGUUGUGGCAAACGCUCACAAUCUCACUCCAGGGCAAAACCGGCAUCGUUUGUGUCAGGACAGCACAAGCCAUUCUCGUUGCUCACUACGGCGAGAGCAUCCAACCCGGACAGGCAGCGACCACGGUUGAGAGCCUCGGCGAUUACCUACGGGGGGUAGGAUACUGAAUAUCGCCCCGAGUUGCUUUCGUGAAUCAUCGAGAAUAACGGGGAGUGGAUGGAGGGACGGGUUUUUUCUUCUUGCAACCAAAUCUGGGGUAGCGGAGCUCUGGUGCCCAAAUUAUCUGAAACCUAUUUCUUAGUCUCUCGCUUUGCUCAUUUUGUAUUCACUACUCCGUGUUUCUCCCCGUCCGUCCUACCGGUAUGCCUAUACCGCUUGGCAUUGCUCAAUGCCCCACACACGUAAACUGUGUCACCCCCUUUGAUCGACUAGUCUUCAGGGCUGUAUUAAACAUUAAAUUCUUCAUGCAUAAACCCGAACUUCUAAGCCACGCGCAGGCCAACAUGAUACACAUACCGUACUCCUCCUCCCCCUCCUCCUCGAUAUCCGUGAAUACAUGCCAAAGGUAAAACAGCUUCCAUCAUCCCAACAAAAAACCACCCCUUCCAGAAACGCCGGAGGAAAGAGAAGCCAAUAACCCCGGCCCCUUAGACGGGUAGUUGCGGUGCAGCGCCUAAAAGAAGAAUCAACUCCAGUCUUCCAUAUCCAAUCAGCAAUGGACCUACCGGUGACCCUUCGUAAUGGUCCCUCCAAAUAGGGCCCGACCUGAGGGAGCACACCUCGUCAAUAUCUUGUCCCUCCAACAGCUCACCCCCUCAAAGCCGCAUGCUUACCACAGGCACGGACCCCAAAAACCCAAUUAUAACCCCAAAGAAAUCGCCAAACAAGUUCAA
This is a messenger RNA of Tuber aestivum (summer truffle), 1504 nucleotides long. The record is from the annotation of a GenBank genome assembly. Lineage: Eukaryota; Fungi; Ascomycota; Pezizomycetes; Pezizales; Tuberaceae.